This is a messenger RNA of Somion occarium, 2037 nucleotides long. Lineage: Eukaryota; Fungi; Basidiomycota; Agaricomycetes; Polyporales; Cerrenaceae. The record is from the annotation of a GenBank genome assembly.
GCACGUGAUAUGCUGACUAAUACGCGCGAUCGACGCGUCGAUUGCGCCUUCUGUCGCCAUUUGGGCGCUUCCAAACUCCGUCCCACCCAAAACAUUUGUCUAUCGUCAUGGGUAACAUUCCGCAUAACCUCGAGGUUCCGCUUCAACGUGGUUUCCUCCGCUCCCUCCCUCCUACGAUUGUUUGGUUCUGGCUUUUAUCUUAACUCACUUAGCAUCAUGAAUGUCGCUCGACUGGCGCGGAGACCUGUGAAAGUAACGCAAUCGUUCACAAAGCAAAGCAUUCGAUGUCGAUCAAGUAGAGCAGCAUCAACAUGUCCCAUGCCCAGUCAGAAAGCAGGUCCUUCAUUUCCUUGUGUCGAAGCACACGCCGCACGGGAGUCUCGUAUACUGGCUUCUUCAAGUAAAUCUACUUUCGCACCUCGACCGCAGCCCACGGCUCCCCCAAACUCUGGUCCAGAGCCGCCAUAUGCACGUCCAAGCCCAAGCUCGUACAAAGUCUAUCAUCAUAGUGAACCGCUGGCUCUAGUAUAUGCACCUUCACUACCUGAGUUCGACAUUGCUUACGAAACGUGGGGAGAACUAACCCCGGCCAGAGACAAUGUCAUACUCUUGCAUACAGGACUAUCUGCCUCCUCGCAUGCAGCGUCAUCGGAAUUAAAUCCAUCCGAAGGCUGGUGGGAAAAGUUCAUUGGACCGGGAAGGGCACUCGACACGAACCAGUUCUUUAUCAUCUGCACCAACGUCCUUGGUGGAUGCUACGGAUCGACUGGACCGUCAUCUAUUGACCCUCUAACUGGCCAACCUUACGCAACGCGUUUCCCUGUGCUAUCAAUGUUUGACAUGGUCCGGGCACAGUUUUGUCUUCUGGAUCAUCUCGGAAUCGAGUCACUCUAUGCCAGUGUCGGCUCGUCCAUGGGUGCCAUGCAAAGCUUAGCGGCUGCCUGGUUGUACCCUGAACGAGUAGGCAAGGUUGUAAGCAUCAGCGGAACUGCUCGUAGCAGCCCCAGCGCGAUCGCAAUGCGGUACGCGCAACGAUCCGUUCUAAUGGCAGACCCUAACUGGAACAACGGGUUCUACUAUGACGGUCUUCCACCGCAUACAGGAAUGAAACUCGCACGACAGAUUGCGACCAUAACCUACCGGUCAGGGCCGGAAUGGGAUUUGCGCUUUGGUAGGAAGCUGCGAGCCGUACCUACCUCCGACUCUGUUGCAUAUUCUGAUCCAAGCGGGCGUAAAUUACCUCGCACCCCUGCGCUAUGCCCUGAUUUCCUCAUUGAGACUUAUCUCGACUACCAGGGCGAGCAGUUCUGUUUGAAAUAUGAUGCCAAUUCCCUCAUUUAUAUAUCAAAAGCCAUGGACCUCUUUGAUAUGACCGCAUCCUCACUCUCUUCCCUGUACCUCACACCUCCUCCACCUCGAAAUUCACUUCCACCUCUUCCUCCUUCAGUCUCCUCGCAUCCUCGAUCCCCAUCACACGCCGCGUACCAUUCCCAUCUAUCACAUUCGAAACACCACCCUCCACCUGCGAACCCACCUCCACACUUAUCAGAAUUGGCUGAAGGUCUGAGUCCAUUGUCGAAUACCCCAACAUUGAUAUUAGGUGUACAGAGUGAUAUUCUGUUUCCAGUAGAACAGCAGCGAGAAGUUGCAGAUGCAUUGAGAAUGGCCGGCAACCAGAUGGUCAGCUAUUAUGAGCUCGGGGGCGUGUGGGGACAUGAUACAUUCUUACUGGACGUCCAGAACGUCGGCGGCGCUAUCCGAGGUUUCCUCUCAUGAAGGCAUUGCAAAUUCUUGCCUCUCAAUUUAGGAGCGUGGUUUUCUUAACUACUAUAGUUGUACUCAGAGAAAUACAAUCCAUAGGAUUAGUGCCUGACGAAAAUCUCUGGCAAUCUCUCGCGCCCUGCUGUAUGAAUGCUCUAAAGCGUGAGAUUUGAUUACAAGCUUGGUUCAAAUCAUUCAACGAUCCAAGCACAAACAUUGUGUACGCAUUGUAGGUGCACAACUUCAUGAGACACGAAAUACAACAACUUCCUUUUU